Molecule: messenger RNA, 1848 nt
Organism: Procambarus clarkii (red swamp crayfish)
Lineage: Eukaryota; Metazoa; Arthropoda; Malacostraca; Decapoda; Cambaridae
Source: RefSeq, a predicted model, not a curated record
GCCUGGCCCCUGGCCCUCACUGGCUGUCUGCCUGGCCCCUGGCCCUCACUGGCUGUCUGCCUGGCCCUCGCUGUCUGCCUGGCCCUCACUGGCUGUCUGCCUGGCUGCCUCCGGCGUGAGUGCUCGUAACACUGACAGGUCGUCUCUCCAAAAGCAAGAUUCUUGAGAAGGUUUGGGUGAGUGAGGAGGGUGAAGCAUGGCGUGCCAGCACAGCCUGAGGGAGGCCAGUCACCACCACACAACCCUCAACACCUCUCAAAGUUAACCAUUCUGGUGUUGGUUGCUCAGAGCUUGAGCGCGUCUUGCACAGCCCGCACCAGUACAGUGCAGGUCCCGGGCCACGUUGUUAAGGAGUGAGAAGCAGCGUUGCAAGCAUUGCAGAGGUGGCCGCCGGCCCUGGUGAGUGUGCACCAGCAUGGGGCGCCAGGUGACAGGAGUGGGUCAGGCCGUGAGGGCCACACUGCACCUGCUGGUGAUCCUGGUGUGGGUGCUGGCCCAUGUGUCCUGUGUAUCCCUGAUAGCUAUGUGUCCUCCAGCGGGCCCGGGGAACACCAGCCAGUACUGCAGGUGCGAGCGGGGCACCUUCCGCAGUGGCCGCAACCUCACCAUCCUCUGUGACUUUAAUAACAAAGAGGAUGUUGUACUGUCCAGCGCUUUGUAUCCCUUCCGGAGGUUGGGCCUGAUGACUGCCUAUGUGCGGAUCAUGAAUGCUAUCAGUGUGCUGGUGACUGAGGACUUCCUGCUGGAGUGGUUGACGGUGCCAUCGGUAGGCUUGGACUUAUGGGAGUGUGGGAGGGUCACCGUGGUUCCCACGCCCUGGCAGCUCAAUCCCACCGUCCACGGAUCCUUCAGUACCUUCGUCGGUGUUGGGAUCGUCGGCUGCAUCGUGCCGUAUAUCCCUACUGGGUUUCUGCGGGACAAGACGGCUGCAGGAUUGAGGAUCAGUAGAAGCACAGUAGGAGUCCUCAAUAGAGGCUUCCUCAGCAACAUCCGUGAGAUGAGGUACCUGGUACUGGAGGACUCGACAGUUGAUUUUGUGGAUGGGCCGGUGGCAUCUGAGGGCUUUGUGACUCUUAGUAACCGAACAACCGAUGGCAGAAAUGGUCUCGUCUUAUCCAAUGUUACCAUCCAGCGACUGGGAAAUGGAGCCUUCAACCUAAUCCAUCAGAACAGAGGCAACGGAUUCAAGAUGGAGAUGCUCGGAUGUUACCUGGGACAGGUGGGCACGGGGGCCUUCACAGUUACCGGCGACAUAGCUGUCACCAUCAAAGCCAACCGCUUCAGGAGGCUUGAGAAGGAGGCUUUCAAGAUUGAUGUUGCGAGAGAGCUCAAAUUUGAAGAGAAUGUAGCACUGUCUGUGGACAGACUGGCUCUGGCAGCCAUCAACUGCCAUAAUCUCACUUCCCUGGAGAGGAACACAGUGCACCUCGACACCAUGCCGGAUCCACUCAAGAACUCAAGCGUCAUCCCUUUCCAUGUCUCUUGUGGCAAUCCCCAGAUAUUCACGGUGAUCAGCCCAGCACAGCCACGACUGGUGGAGGUGACAAGCAUAGCCACCUGGGUACUACUUGCCAUCCUUCUCCUCUUCGUCCUGGUUAUACUAAUAUAUGUAGUGUUUUGGUGGCGGAGUGGAAGUAACCAAAAGCGUGAGUAUAGGAAGAAUGAUACCUUCCACUUCUUCAACGGUCUGAGGUCCUCGAAGGAAAACUUGACCAUUCUUCCAGAUCUCAACAUGACCGAAGUCCCAGCAGGAGUAUCAAACCCUCUCUAUGACAAGACCGAACCUAGUUGUUCCAAGUAACUCAAGUACACAUCAUACCUAGGAAUAUAAUGGAUUAUACAAUUAAA